Messenger RNA from Anopheles cruzii, 2260 nucleotides. RefSeq names its product zinc finger protein 883-like. Gene Ontology annotation, cellular component: nucleus. Gene Ontology annotation, molecular function: zinc ion binding; RNA polymerase II cis-regulatory region sequence-specific DNA binding; DNA-binding transcription factor activity, RNA polymerase II-specific. The transcript is spliced from 3 exons. The record is from RefSeq and is a predicted model, not a curated record. The coding region runs from base 75 to 2147 and encodes 690 amino acids. Gene Ontology annotation, biological process: regulation of transcription by RNA polymerase II. NCBI's taxonomy places the organism in Eukaryota, Metazoa, Arthropoda, Insecta, Diptera, Culicidae.
CUUUUGUUUAAUAAACAAACUAGUGCAAAGUGGACGCUUUCACAAAAUCGCUUAAAUAAACGAUUGCGGUCAAAAUGGAAGCUUCGGCAUUUAUGCAGCAAGAGGAUGGUGUUGAAACCACAAAAAUAUGUCGAUGGUGUCUGACGGAAGGAGAUGCUUUGGAGGCUCUAACGCCCGACGGAUCCGGACAAUAUAAAGUACAAAAAAUCUUCGAUUUUACCGAUCUGCAGAUUGAAUUGUCUCCUGAAGUUCCAUCAUAUUUGUGCACGACGUGCGAAUCGCGCUUGGAAAACAUGGAUACAUUUCGUUGGCGAUGCAAUGAGAACAAUGAUAAGGUCGAUAGAUUUAUCAAACAGCAGAACACAGCGACGGACGUAUCAGAAAUCGCUCAAGACCAUCUUGACCGCUCUGCCGAACAAACAGUUGGCGCAGAAAUGGUAAUUAAAACCGAAGUUUCCUCACCGGGUGCAGCGAAGGAUUUGCAUUUGACUCAGAAGAACUGUACAGCUGGGGACGAACCCUUCGAAGCAGAAGAAAAUCCAACCAAAUUAGAGUAUGUAGAUGUCGAUGAGCUGUAUCAGCUGCAAACGAAUGCUAUAUUGGAUCAUGAACAGGACGACCUGCAAACAAAUCCUUUAGAAUUGGUCUGUCAAGAUCGAGAAGAUCACUCUAUGAAUAACAUGUGUGCAGAUGCCACAGAAUUGUUAAUCAAAACUGAAGUUACUACAUCGGAUGAAGCGACGGAUUUGCACUUGAACCAGAAGUGUUUUACUGUUCAUGAAGCGAAUGGGACAUAUGAAUGUUGUGGCAAAAUACCUGAUGAUUUAUUCGAAGCAGACGAAAAUCCAAUUGCAAUCAAAUCAGAGUACGAAGAUGGCGAUGAGCAGCAUCUCCUGCAAACAACGAAUGAUAGUCUGAAUCAUGAACAGGAUAACCUCAAGAGCCAAAGCAAAAAACGAAAGUACGACUGUUCUCAUUGUUCAUCAAGUUUCGCAAACUUAUCUAGCCUAAAGGUUCAUAUUCAUCGCACUCACACCGGCGAAAGGCCUUAUGUGUGUAAAGUCUGUGACAAAACGUUCACAUCAUCAAAAAAUCUGCUACAACAUUCGAAAAUUCACAAUAAGGACCAACAACAUCAGUGUCCUUAUUGUCCAUCAAUGUUCGCACAGUCAUAUAACCUAAAGGUACACAUCCGCGCUCAUAUGGGCGAAAGGCCUUAUGUGUGUAAAGUCUGUCACAAAGCGUUCAGAUCACCACACAGUCUGCUAGAACAUUCGAAAAUUCACAAUAAGGAGCAACAUCAUCAGUGUCCUCAUUGCUCUUCAAGGUUUCCAUGGUUAGCUAGCCUAAAGGUUCAUAUCCGCACUCACACCGGCGAAAGGCCUUAUGUGUGUAAAGUCUGUCACAAAGCGUUCAGAUCACCAAACAGUCUGGUAACACAUUCGAAAAUUCACAAUAAGGAGCAACAUCAUCAGUGUCCUCAUUGCUCUUCAAGGUUUCCAUGGUUAUCUAACCUAAAGAUUCAUAUCCGCACUCACACUGGCGAAAAGCCGUACAAGUGUAAGUUAUGUGACGAAGCGUUCCAUUCAUCAACCACACUAGCAACACAUUCGAAAAUUCACAAGAAGGAUCAACAGCAUCAGUGUCCUCAUUGUUCAUCAGUGUUCGCAAGGCCAUAUAACCUAAAGAUUCAUAUCGGUACUCACACCGGCGAAAGGCCUUAUGUGUGUAAAGUCUGUGACAAAGCGUUCAGAUCACGAGGCUAUCUGGUACAACAUUCGAAAAUGCACAAUAAGGACCAACAGCAUCAGUGUCCUCAUUGUUCAUCAAGCUUCGCUCACUUAUCUAGCCUAAAGAUUCAUAUCCGCACUCACACCGGCGAAAGGCCUUAUGCGUGUAAAGUCUGUGACAAAGCGUUCACAUCAUCAAAAAAUCUGGUACAACAUUCGAAAAUUCAUAAUAAGGACCAACAGCAUCAGUGUCCUCAUUGUUCAGCAAUGUUCGCACAGACAUCUAGCCUAAAGAUCCAUAUCCGCACUCAUACCGGCGAAAAGCCAUACCAGUGUAAAGUAUGUGACAAAGCGUUCCAUUCGUUAAGCAAUCAUGCAAAACAUUCGAAAAUUCACAAGAAGGGCGAAACUCAUUAAUUCCUACGUUGAUCAUUCAAGUUUGGGUUAGAAUAAAUUUUAAUUUUGUAUCUGUGAAUACUAAAAUAUAAGACUUCGGCGAUAGCAGUUAGCAAAAUCCGAAUCUGUAACGA